Messenger RNA from Urocitellus parryii (Arctic ground squirrel), 2278 nucleotides. It is a transcript of the gene Cwh43, whose product is annotated as cell wall biogenesis 43 C-terminal homolog. Gene Ontology annotation, cellular component: endoplasmic reticulum. Lineage: Eukaryota; Metazoa; Chordata; Mammalia; Rodentia; Sciuridae. Gene Ontology annotation, biological process: GPI anchor biosynthetic process. The record is from RefSeq and is a predicted model, not a curated record.
AUGCCCUCCCUGUGGAGAGAAAUCCUCCUGGAGACCCUUCUGGGCUAUGUUUCUUGGUCUCUCUACCAUGACUUAGGACCGAUGAUCUAUUACUUUCCCCUGCAAACACUGGAGCUCACUGGGUUUGAAGUUUUUGGCAUAGUCUCUCUUUCUCCAGCACUCCUAAUAAUUACUCCUUUCUGGAAGCUGGCUAACAAGAAGUGGAUGCUAACCCUGCUUAGGAUCAUCACUGUAGGCGGCUUAGCCUCCUUCCAGGCUCCAAAUGCCAUCCUUCGGCUGGUGGUCCUUGCACUUGGUGUGUUUUCUUCGCUGAUAGUGCACAGCGUGACUUGGUGGUCAGGAAGUGGUUUGCAAAGGUACCACAGAAUCUGGGGAUUUAUUUUAGGACAGAUUCUUCUUGUCGUCCUCCGCAUAUGGUAUACUUCACUAAAUCCAAUCUGGAGUUGUCAAUUGUCCAACAGAGUGAUCCUGGCAUUAAGUACGAUAGCCACACUUGAUCGCAUUGGCACAGAUGGUGACUGCAGCAAACCCGAGGGGAAGAAGACGGGUGAGGGGGCCAGAGGCGUGCCGUCUAGACCCACCCAGCUGCUGGCCGGCGCUGCCUUUGGUAGCCUCCUGUUCGUCACUCACUGGGUCUUUGGAGAGGUCUCACUUGUUUCCAGAUGGGCAGUGAGUGGUCAUCCCCACCCAGGGCCACAUCCGAACCCAUUUGGAGGUGCAGUUCUGCUGAGCCUGGCAAGUGGACUGACGCUCUCAGCUUGUUCGUGGUUUCCUAAUUCUGGUUUCAUCUGGUGGGUUACAGGAACGGCUUCAGCUGCGGGUCUCCUUUACCUGUCCACGUGGGCAGCUGCUGUUUCUGGCUGUGUGCUGGCCAUCUUCGCUGGGUCCAUGUGGCCUCAAGUGCUAAAACACCUGGUUAGCUCGGGGAUGAGCCCUGGAGAAACCAUGACUGUUGCCAUGGUGGUUUAUGUUCUAGACAUAUUUUUCUGUGCAUGGUGCACAGCCUUUAAGUUUGUCCCAGGAGGCGUUUACGCUAGAGAAAGAUCUGAUGUGCUUUUGGGGACCGUGAUGUUCAUUAUUGGGCUGAAUAUGUUAUUUGGUCCUAAGAAAAACCUUGAUUUUCUUCUUCAAACCAAAAACAGUCCUAAAAUGCUUUUCAGAAAGAGUGAGAAAUACAUGAUGCUUUUUUUGUGGCUGCUUGUUGGCUUGGGGUUGUUGGGAUUAGGACUACGACAUAAAGCCUAUGAGAGGAAAUUGGGCAAAGGGGUGCCAGCCACAGAGUUCUCUGCUGCCAUCUGGCCUCUCAGGUUUGGAUAUGACAAUGAAGGAUGGUCUAAUCUAGAAAGAUCAGCUCAAUUGCUCAACCAGACAGGUGCAGAUUUCAUAACCAUUUUGGAGAGUGAUGCUUCUAAGCCUUAUAUAGGUAACAAUGACUUAACCAUGUGGCUAGGGGAGAAGCUGGGUUUCUAUACAGACUUUGGUCCAAGCACCAGGGAUCACACCUGGGGGAUCAUGGUGUUAUCAAGAUACCCAAUUGUGAAAUCGGAGCAUCACCUUCUUCCGUCACCAGAGGGCGAGAUUGCACCAGCCAUAACCCUGACUGUCAACAUCUCCGACAAAUUUGUGGAUUUUGUUGUGACACACUUUGGAAACCAUGAAGAUGACCUUGACAGGAAACUGCAGGCUAUUGCUGUUUCAAAGCUGCUGAAAAAUUGCUCUAAUCAAGUGGUAUUUCUGGGGUAUAUCACUUCAGCACCUGGUUCCAGAGAUUACCUACAGCUCACCAAACAUGGCAAUGUGAAGGAUAUCGACAGCACAGAUCACGACAGAUGGUGUGAAUACAUUAUGUAUCGGGGGUUGAUCAGGUUGGGUUAUGCAAGAAUUUCCCGUGCUAAACUGAGUGACUCUGAAAUUCAAAUGGCAAAAUUUAGGAUCCCUGAUGACCCCAUUAAUUAUAGAGACAAUCAGAAAGUGGUCAUAGACCACAGAGAAGUUCCCAAGAAAAUUCGUUUCAAUCCCAGAUUUGGAUCCUACAAAGAAGGACACAAUUAUGAAAACAAUCAUCAUUUUCAUAUGAAUACUCCCAAGUACUUUUUAUGAACUAUUUAAAAUAAGAAGUCAUUUACUGGGAAAAUCUAAGGGGAAAAAUAUGUACAAUAGAAAGAAUUUAAUGCAAGUGGGAAAAGACGCACGGAGAAGAUACAUUUUUAAAAAUCAUGGUGCUAUGCAGUGGGGAAUUCCAUCCAUUUCUAACUUAUGUUGUUUAAUAAAAACAUUU